UGUUUCCAUUAUAAUGUAUUGGACUCUUUUUGAUAUCCUUUAAUCUGUGAAAAUGUCCAUGGUCCAAGGACUCCCUCCCACCUACACGGAGUCCAAGUUACUAAAUAAAGGGGGAAAUGCAAGUUCAUCAGAUGUCCACAGUUCUGUGGAAUCUAUGGGAACUAUAACCAUACAAGAAAUUAAUGAUUCCCAGUAUGAAGAGGAGAAGAAAAAGAUAUAUGGACACCCCCUCUUUCCUCUGAUGGAACUCCUGUUUGUGAAAUGUGAACAGGCUUCCCAGACCUCAGACUGUCCAAGCUCUGAUAGUUUUGAUGUUGACAUUCAAACAUUUGUUCAGCGACAGGAAAAAGAAAGAAAAGCUUUCUUUAGUGACGAUUCAGAACUGGACAAUCUGAUGGUGAAAUCUAUACAAGUCUUAAGGAUUCAUUUAUUAGAACUUGAAAAAGUGAAUGAGUUGUGUAAGGAUUUCUGUAACAGAUACAUUAACUGCCUAAAAGGCAAACUUCAAAGUGAACAACUACUUCGUGUUGACACAGACUUUGAUGACUUCAGUGAACAUGGCUGCUCCCCACCCCUAAGUGGAGGUCAGGGGUCGGGAACAGCAGGAGUGGUGACCAGUACUGGAAUGGUGAUUCAGCAGCCAUCAGCUUCAAUGGCCACCCUGAAUCAGGUUUAUCAGAUGGUGCAGACCCCCCAAGGAUUGGUGGCACAGCCUAUUCAGAUACAAACCACACCAUUACAGGCUCCCAUAGUGUCCAGUUCUGUCAUCCAGGGGAAUCCCUCACUGAGUCAACUCGGACUAGUCAACAACCCUGCUGCUCAAUCAUCUGCCUUGGAUUCUGAUGAUGACGAUCCAUUAGGAAAGAAGAAAAGCAAACGGGGAGUACUGCCCAAACAAGCCACUCAGGUCAUGAAGUCGUGGCUUUUCCAACAUAUUGUGCACCCAUAUCCUACAGAAGAUGAAAAGAGACAAAUUGCAAGUCAAACAAAUCUAACAUUAUUACAAGUCAAUAAUUGGUUUAUAAAUGCCAGAAGAAGAAUUCUACAGCCAAUGUUAGAUGCCAGUAAUCCAGAACCUACAAAAAAGGCCAAGUCUAAACCCCAGAAUCGACCAUUACAGAGGUUCUGGCCAGAGAGUAUAGCCAACAUCCAGCCUCAGUUACCUACGGGGAUACAGGCCUCGGUCAAGUCUGAAGCAGCUACUUCUGUCACUGACACAAUACAGACACAGCCAAUCGUAAUACCUAUUGUAACAGUCCCGGCUCAUGGUGACCAAGAUGAUGGUCAAGAUGGAAAGGAGGUCCAGGAAAGUAUUUCAGUGACCAUUAACAGAGAGCCAACAGAUUCCUCAUCCAGUGAGGCGGAUCCACAUUGACAAGACAGUUUGGGAAGAGCUCUUAUGCUGCCAAAAGAUAAAGAGUUUUGCCCACCCAUGUGCUGGAGAGAAAUACAUGAAUUUAUUAAGCUGCUGACAUUGGGACAUUAAGCAUGAUGUGAAACACAAAAGGAAAUGCAUCUAUGAAAGCAGUGAUUUAAUUUUGAUUUCAAGUUUUUGUAAAUUUAUUUUUUAAAAAAUGCUUUUCAGUGACAAGUGUAAAUGUAAUACAAUGGAACUUGGAUCUUCCACAAUUUUGUUUUUAAUAUUAUAAAUUUAUGGCUUUAGACAUUUUACUUUUAAAAGUUAAUGUGAUUUAUCUGUCCAAUGGUUGAAUGCAGGUGGAAACAUACAGUGCAUGAUGUUUCUAGGUCUGUGCCAAAGUCCGAGGUCUUGUUUUAAAGAAUGUCUCCUCAAAGUUGUUAUUCUGCAAAGCAGAACAGAUAUUUGUGUAUGUAUUUCACAUAUUCAACUACAGAGUUGUGUGUCUGCCUGCUAUCAUUUUGAGUAAGAUACAGAAUGAGUAAUGGUAUAUCUGUCAUAAAAUGUAUAAAGACAGUAGGAUUGUCAAGGAUGUAAAAAGCUCACUUGCUUGUGUCUGUUGUAAAAACAAAAACAGGUUGUAAACAGUUUAGUAGUAUUUUGUUAAAGAUAUGUAAAUGGCUUUAGAGAAAGAAAAUGUAGAUUCUGUUCACAUUUCAUGUAUAUUAAAAAAUGCAACGAGAAUAUGGAAAAUGUUGAAAGCAUUUUCAAAAUAUAAAAUGCAUGUAAUUUAUCUUGCUUUCAGUUUAAGGAUUAAGCUUGUAUGUUCACAGUUAUUUGGGGGGUUAUUUUUUUAUGCUUUAAUAAGGAAACAAAAUCGACAUAUUUUGUUCCUCACUUUUGACUUGUUUAUGAAAUGCAAAUAUUAAAUAUUCAGGUUGUGUUAUGUUAAGAAAGUUGAAAUAUAAUGAUUUUUUCAUAUAUGUAUUAUGUGAAAUAGUCUUAAACUGUUACUGAUUGAGUGGAUCUAAUAUUUGUAUGAUGAAUGUCAGAUUUAGAACCAAUGUGUCUAAAUCAAAAGCAUUGUAAUUUGUAUAUUUGUUAUCAGCACAUCAUUGAAAGAAAAGAGCAUUUAAAUUUUACCAUUUGGUCAAUGUAUCAAACUUGUCAAACAGUAGCGAUAGCAUUCAUCAUUGUUUUAUGGCAUAGCAUGAAAAUGAGAUAAUUGAUCCUGUAGAGUCUAGUGUUGAAAGAAAAGAUUAAGAUUUGUAAAUACUAAUAGCGGUAGGUGGAUGGUUCCUUUGAACUCCCAAGCUUUGAUUGUGCGAUCUCUGGUGCUUAGCUUUGAUACACUGUAUAUUUUUUUUUUCCAUUUUGUACAUUUACGUACAUUGUUUUGUUAAAGAAGAAAGAGAGAUAAUAAAGAAAACA
Molecule: messenger RNA, 2788 nt
Organism: Saccostrea echinata
Lineage: Eukaryota; Metazoa; Mollusca; Bivalvia; Ostreida; Ostreidae
Product: homeobox protein PKNOX2-like
Exons: 9
Coding region: 53-1375 (440 amino acids)
Biological process (GO): regulation of transcription by RNA polymerase II
Molecular function (GO): DNA-binding transcription factor activity, RNA polymerase II-specific; RNA polymerase II cis-regulatory region sequence-specific DNA binding
Source: RefSeq, a predicted model, not a curated record